Messenger RNA from Cladophialophora immunda, 282 nucleotides. RefSeq lists its product as uncharacterized. Bases 1 to 282 code for a protein of 93 amino acids. The record is from RefSeq and is a predicted model, not a curated record. Lineage: Eukaryota; Fungi; Ascomycota; Eurotiomycetes; Chaetothyriales; Herpotrichiellaceae. The transcript has a single exon.
AUGGACGAAGUAUUGAUGGAGGAAGAGUUGGGCGUGGAUGAAGUAGUGGUGGACGAGGAAGAAGGAAUGGACCUGGAGGUCGAGACUAGGGUGUUAGAGCUGGUCGAAAUCAAGCUCCCGAGUGACUCGGUGCUUGCACUUAUCCUCACGCUCGGACGCAAUGUCCCGGUCGUCCUCGUGGAAAUAAAGGUCCAGGACGUGGAGUUGCUCGUUCCUGAAGUUGAGGUCUCCAUAUUCCAGUUAAUAGUUGUGUUUUUGGUCCUGCUCCUACUCGUCCCAUAA